Molecule: messenger RNA, 2028 nt
Organism: Bicyclus anynana (squinting bush brown)
Lineage: Eukaryota; Metazoa; Arthropoda; Insecta; Lepidoptera; Nymphalidae
Product: RING finger protein nhl-1-like
Exons: 9
Coding region: 1-2028 (675 amino acids)
Molecular function (GO): protein binding; metal ion binding
Source: RefSeq, a predicted model, not a curated record
AUGGCGGAAAAGGUGAAGAAGAAACCUUCCUUCUUUUUGAACUUCAAAAGGUUUAACAGCCACCGAGGAGAUGAGACAGUCAUUCCGACAACUCCUCAAGUGCAGACUGCUCCAGCGAUUUAUCGGUCAACAAGUUCACGACAAGUCAACUCUAAUAUACCGGAUAUUAUGAAACCUAGAAAUAUUAUACCUUUUAUUUUUUAUGACUUAUCCAGGUUAUCUGGUGGCAUCAAAGACUUAAUCCAAUGCUCUUUGUGCCUAGAGAUUCUCUCUAGACCAAAGAUGUUACCGUGUCAACACACUUUCUGCUGCAACUGUUUAAAAAUCUACGUUGCAGAUCUCCCAAUAAUCAACUGUCCCAUCUGCCGUACGAGAAUACAAGUACACAGUGUAAAUUUUGUGGAAGACCUUCCAUCAAACCUUUACAUAGAUACCCUGCUAGCCAUGGUCGGGGUUACCGAAGACAAGACUAAACCAGUAACCCCGCCAUCGACGCCGCUGAACAAUAACCUGCAGAGUGUAGAGCUGUUUGCUGCAGGAGUCAGAUGUUCGCACUGCCUAACUAUAUGUGAUAAUUUGGACAUCUCUAACUGUGAACAUUGCAAAUCGAACUUCUGCAAAGUUUGUUGGUUACAACAUUUAGAUGACAUGCGAAUCCAAAUUGGUUCUAUUUUGAAAGAGCUGGACUCUGCUGCCAGUAGACUUGAACACAAAAUUGAGCAUUAUGAGGACAGAUUCGAUCGUAUCAUUGAACAAAUAAAUAUGGCAGCAGAAGAAAAGGUCAACGCUAUCCUGGAAGCAAAAAUGGCUUUGAUAACAGAGGCAUCUGAAUUACAUAAAAGUGGUGAAAUGACAGCUUUGGCGUUGAAAGAAUCUGUGGCAGAGGCUCAAGAUGUUGCUAAACGAGCUAUGACAAUAAGGGAGAAUAUUGAUGAUGAUCAGGUGAUGACCUUCAUAAAUUUACAUACAAACACAUUACAACUUUUGACCGAAGUCUCCAAAUGGGAUGCGGAGAAGUAUACUUUUGACAAAGAAAACUUCCGAAUAGAAUCAGAUUCUAAUACGCCUUAUGACGCCGAAUCAGAUGAUCCUUUACCUGAAGCAGCAAAACAAAAUGAUCCUAUGGAGAGUGAUGCAACUUUAACUCUACAUUAUAGAUCCCGUAACUUCAUACCCCAUUACAUAUGGCGGAAAACGUCCCGGCCGUCCGGCGUCGGCAUCAGUCCGUGGAACAACCACCUCUACAUCUGCGGCAUGGACAGCCACAGUGUGCUGGUGGUGGAACGGUCGCAAGCCAAGAUUGUCACGAGACUGUCUUGUGACGAAAUGCUGUGCCCAGUCCAUAUCGCGUUUAUGAAGAGUUUGGGAGAGAUUUAUGUGACCGAUAAAUGGAAGCACUGCAUACACGUGUUCUCAAAGGACGGCGAGUACCUCCGCUCCAUCGGACAGAAAGGCAGCAGAGUUGGCAUGUUCCGAUCUCCCGAGGGCAUAGCGACUGACAACGCACAACAUCAUAUUUAUGUUGUUGAUACUGGAAACGAUAGGGUUCAGGUUAUCCAGUCUGAUGGAAAAUUCGUAGACCAAUACGGUGUAGCGACCAAACAGCAACCAAUGCACACAACAACCGUAUGGGAGACCAAGGAAAUACUUUGCACCGAAUUCAACGGACCCACCGCAGUCGCUGUAACCAACGACCGCGUAAUCAUACUCGACAGCGGUAACCGACGGGUCAAAGUAUACAACAAACAGGAUAAAAGUAAAAUUAUCGAGUUCGGAUCGUUGGGGCAAAGAAAAGGCCAAUUCCGACAGCCAGAAUGUCUAGCGGUUGAUCCGAUGGGCUUCAUCUUAGUAGGGGAUUCGGGGAACUGUCGCGUACAAGUUUUUAAACCUAACGGACAAUUGGUAAGGGUGUUCGGAAGGUUAGGGAGUGAGCCAGGGAAGUUUGGAUGGAUAUCCGGUAUCUACGUCACUAAACAAUUGGAUAUCAUUGUUAGUGAUACUAAAAAUCAUAGCGUUAACUUUUUUUAA